CCACCACGACACACAGAAACGGCGUAUAAACACACAGUAGAUUCUCGAACUUCAUUUCAGGAAUGGGUUUUAAUUUCUUGAGAAAAGAACAAAUUUGAGUGAUUACAGCUGCCGAAAGACCAUGGAGGAGGGAGGUAGAGAACCCACUGCCGAAACGGACGUGCGAUGGCGACCGGUUUCCCUUACUUUUGUUGAGUAUCCCGACGGUGACAUCAUCGGCAAGGCCUUAGCUUACAUCAGCCUAUCACCUGUCAUCAUUCUAGUUAGUUUUGCAACAUUAAUUCUCUUCAGAAGGGAAUUGCAUACGGUAACAUUCUUGUGCGGAAUCUUAUUUAAUGAGAUGGUCAACUGGAUUACUAAACAUAUCAUCAAGGAACCAAGACCAGCCAGAGGUAAUCAGGAGUUACUCUUCUCAGAGUAUGGCAUGCCAUCGAGUCAUUCCCAGUUCAUGUGGUUCUUUGCAGUCUACACUGUCCUCUUUAUUUACAUUAGGCUAGGACUACAGCAGCAUAGCUCCAGUAGUCUACUAGAGUUAGCGUGGAAACAUUGCCUAGCCAUUGGAGCAACAAUGUUAGCACUGAUUGUUAGUUUUAGCAGAGUGUAUCUUGCCUACCACACUGUAAGACAGGUUGUAUGCGGAGCAUUACUUGGGACCAUAUUGGCAGUGCCUUGGUUUGCUUUUAAUGAGAUUUUCCUGACCCCUCUUUACCCACAAGUCGUCUCCUGGAGAAUAUCUGAGAUGUUGAUGCUGCGUGACUCCACUCUCAUUCCUAAUGUGCUCUGGUUUGAGUAUACCAAUGCCAGAACAGAAGCAAGAACAAGACAACGGAAGCAGGGCUGCGGCAACAAAAUAUCAUGACUAAGAGAGGCCUUUCAGGAUGAGUGGCGUGACAGAUGUCAGUAUUCCUGAUCAAAGCAGUGACGAGAACAUCCCCGUCUACUGACGAGAACCACCCCCCCCCCUCUACUGUCUCCCUCUACUGCCUUCAUCAAGUCACAGAAACUACUCAUGACUCAUUGUCACCAAUUUCACGGAGAGACACAUAUCGUCACGUCAGUACCAAAAAGUUGUAUCUCAUUUUUGCAAAAAAUGGCACGCGGAAAUUCUCCCUGCAAAACAUUGUGUCUCGGCGCAUUCUUGUUUUGUGUGUACACCCUCGGCUCGAUUUCACCAAGCAAUAAAAUUCAUCGCAAGACAAAUAGUCAGUAUUACCAUAGUGAUUUGCAUUGUGACAUCACACUACAAUUGAUUUGCAGUUAAGAUCAAUUGUGAAAUUGGCCAUGGCUAUUUUAAGUUAGGUACAAUGUUUUUGACAAUUUCAAUUUGCAUGAAACAUACAGUAAGUGCUAUUGUAGGAGAUGCGCUGUUUUGGCACUGACGUGAUGAUGUUCUAAAAAAUAACAAGUUAUUGAGUAUGACAGGAAGGAGUGUAUAUAUGUAGCUCACUAAUUUUCUUUUUUAUUAAGAGCCACACAUCCCCAAAGAUGCAUGUAAUACAUUGCGAUAGAAGAGAGUAAACGUACAUGUAGGUCAAACAUUCAGGUUUCACGAUGACCCAAAUAAUGUCAGUGUGUACGUGAUCACACGGCAUGCACAUCCCUUUUCUGUGUGUAAAACACGUUGUUCACAUGUCGGACAACUUGGUGAAUAUCUCACAUACAAACACAUCCUACCCAGGGUUAUGGUGUUUGUGUUGGUUUCGGAAUAAAAUAAAACACAAUAAAAUUAUCUUUGACUAAUUACUAUGGUAGUGAGCCAAUAAUGUACAAGAAAUUAGUUAGUCGAUGGAAAGGUUAGCAGAAACUUUUUAAGCAAUUAUUUUCUGCAUAAGCAGCUCUAUGAAAAUGGGCCCCGGUUUAGCACAAGCAAACUGCAAAAGCUGUUUUAGCAUCAAAAAUAGUUUAUCUGUCGAUGAACAUAUACCAUGAUAUACCACAAUCUACAGUACAUGACUGGCUUCUCAGUUAAACCCGCUUAGCAUGAAAAACCGUGCUUACAAGUUGAAAUGCAGUGAUUUGUAUGUUGAUGUGCAAUGGCACUCUGCAAAAUGAUUGACAUGCAAUUUAAUUUCUGAAGGAAACUGUCAUGUUAAGUGCAUUUAAGCCUAUUCCUUGGAAUUUCUGUUAUGGAAUCUAAGAUGAUCAAUUUGGAAGUGAUGUUUGUCUGCUAAGCAGUUUGUUAAUGUGGGGGUCUCUUAAAGAAAGUAAGCAGUCAUUUUAAGAUUUGAGUUAAAUUCUCUGUCAUCUGAGUUACAUUGCCAUAAGUGACUUGAGUGUAUAAAUCAAUGGGGCCUAUAAACGAGAGGUAUAACAUGUAUGCGUAUAGCGGAAAACUGCCAGGGCCCAACUUUAUAAAGCGUGUAUCAAGCACAAAAAUUUGCUAAGCACAAAAAAACUCUUGCUUAGCAAAAAUAGCGUACCAACCAAAGUACUGUACAUUACCAGUGCUGUGACCGGUAACCCACUCAUUUCCUUGGCUUAGCAAAAUUUUCUGCUAAACAUCUUUAUGAAACGCGGCCCCAGAUAAAAAACAUGAGUCUUUCUUUUCAUGUCGCUGCAAAAUGGAAUGCUUUUUGAAUCAGGCUGAUUUAAACUAAAUAUUGAUUGAUUUAUUGAUUGAUUGACCAGUUGAUUAAGUUUCAAUCAACCUAUUUUUUAAUGAGCAAAAGAUAUUAUUAAUGGUUUGACCACGCACUGUUUUUGUUUUUGAUUUAAAUACAGGGUAGGGUAACCCUAACAUAAUGUGAUAACGGGUCUUGCAAAUUUAGGGCCAUGUCACGCGAGACAAUGUUCAGGCAAGAAGAAUUAUUGCUACACUUUCAUUUAGUUAUUACCAAUAAUCAACCAAAUUAUCAAGUAGGCUUUAAAGACACUGGACAUCUUUGGUAAUUGUCAAAGACCAGUCUUCUCACUUGGUGUAUCUCAACAUAUGCA
Messenger RNA from Asterias rubens (European starfish), 2934 nucleotides. Its product is annotated as dolichyldiphosphatase 1-like. Gene Ontology annotation, biological process: lipid biosynthetic process; protein N-linked glycosylation. Lineage: Eukaryota; Metazoa; Echinodermata; Asteroidea; Forcipulatida; Asteriidae. Gene Ontology annotation, cellular component: intracellular membrane-bounded organelle; endoplasmic reticulum membrane. The record is from RefSeq and is a predicted model, not a curated record. The transcript has 8 exons. The coding region runs from base 122 to 859 and encodes 245 amino acids. Gene Ontology annotation, molecular function: dolichyldiphosphatase activity.